UCCCCACGCCCCGUUCCGUGGCCGCUUCGCCAUCCCUGCGCGAGCAAAACGGGUUUCCUCUGCAGGGAAGGGAGGGCAAUGCCUGGCGGACGGAGCAGGAGCAGGAGCAGGAGCGCCGCCGCCGCUGUUGGGAUCUGGGCAUCGACUCCGAGGCAGGCGCUUCCUCGUCCUCGGGGCAGCAGCUGAGAGCGAGCCAAGGGGGGCCAGACCCCGCUCCCCUGCCGCCGCCCCUCGCUGCCUCUUCCACCCCCGGACUUUGGAGAGAGGACGAGACCAGAGAGAGAUUCCUCUGGACGGGGAUCCCUCCUCUCCACGCCCGCGGGGAACUUUAGGGCCGGCAGAACAAGAAGGAAGAUGAUCUGAAGGCAGGACCCGAAGGCGAGAGGCUCCGGAAGAUGAGCCACGCAGAUCAUACAAAGCCACCACUUGCACCAAAACCAAAGAUUCUCAGUCAUCUUGCUUCCAUAGCUGCUUCCAAACUUCCUCCAUCACUCUCAAAGACUGGAACACUUCAUAAUUCAAACUCUAUGUCUAGGGGUCCUAAACCACCCAUUGCUCCCAAGCCAAAAAUCUCCACUGACAACGAUCCUGCAAUUACACAGAAAUCAAGUGUCUAUGCCAACAAUACUUUUAACAAAUACAGCAAUGGAAAACUAGAGGGAGAUAUUUAUGAAGGAAACCAGUGUAACAGCACAGAGUGUCCUGAGUCAGAAGUCAAUAAUGAAUAUAUUGUAAUUCCAGAAGCUGAACUGACUGAUAAAGGUUAUAACGACUUUGAACAUGAACAAGAGGAGACAGCAGAAAAUGAGAUUUUAUCAAUUUCUGAAGUAGCAGGUGAUGAAGAAGACAAUUGCAAUGACAACAGUGAGAUCUGUAAAAUCGAAAUAAAUAUAUCAGGCAACACUGACAAUGAACUAGUGGGAGAUGACACAGCCAAGUCAACUGAAAUCCAGGCUUUUGGUGUCUCUGAAGCACCUGAAGAGGAAAAGGAGGAUGCAUCAAAGGAUGACUGUGAAAAUGUGGACAGGGAAAUUGAUCCCAAAGAGGCCACAAUGAACUGUUCAGAUGAGGGUGGGGAAGCAUUUAAAGAACUGGAUCUAGUAAAGGACAAUAAUGAAUACAAUAUAGACAGCAUGAUUUUGAAUGGAGAUGAGGCUUUAAAGGACACUAUAUGUGAAGAUAUUAUUUUAAGUCAUUUAGAGGACCCAGAAUCAACCUCAGAAGAUCUGCCAUUAAUUGAUGAAAGACAAGAAGAGGAAGACUCACCUCAGACAGUAGAAGAAGAGCAACCUAACGCUAAUGCAGAAAUGGGUCCAAUGGGUAACGAUGACCAAUCAGCCCUCCCUACAGAGGAGGAGCUUACAGAAGACACUUGUACAAGUCCUGAUGAUAAUCUUGCUCAAGAAUUUGCAGAGGCACACACUGAAUUAGAAUCAAAAGGAUCUUAUCUUGAUGAGAUCUUGGGAGAUGCCACCAAUGAAGCUGAUGCUGGAACAGAGGAGUUAAUAGGCUCAAAUGCUGGAUGUGAAACAAGCAUAAAACAAGGAGAAAAUUCAGAUGAUGACUACCAAACCGCUGGGACAGGGGGUAUAGAGGAAGCAUCUGAGACUGUAUGUGAUGCAAGGGAAGAAGAUGAAGAACAAAAUGAGGUGGUAGACAAAGAGAUCAUUGAUGAUAACUGUCAAAUCAUUCCUUUUGAGAAAGAAUGCAGUGAGGAGGUUUCCGAUUCUCCUGAAGAAAAGUUAGGUGGAGAUUUGGCAUCUGAAGGAAAUAAAAUAUCAGAUCAAAGCUCACCUUUUGGUUUUCAAGAAGGUAAUGGGUUUCAGUGUGACUUGGAGCAGGCAGAAGCAUCUAAGGUGGAUAUUUUCCUUGGAGAUGAUAGCACAAAUGUAUACACUUUGGAAGACACCCAGUCAGAUAACCACAUGCUUGAAGCCGAUCAUGGCGAUUAUGGAGAAAUUGCCCCAAAUACACCCACUGAAAAAUCAGCCGGAGAUACCUGGAGUUCUACAGGAGAGACAGAUCAGUGCUAUCAAAGAAAAACUGAAACAAACUGUGAAUGUGUGAUCAGGGAAGGGUCAGCAGUUCCUGAAGUAGUUGUUGUUUCUGAAAAUGAUGACAAAAGUGUCUGUGACUCCUUAGAUGAUCCAUAUGUGUUAGGAGACAGCUUGCCUUCAGCUAAUGAAACCUUUUAUGCUGGAAAACAAAGGUGGGAUCCUGGUCUUCAAGACAGUUCAACUGAUUUCAGAGAAGUAACAAAUACUGACAGUGAAAACCACUUGCUCUCUCUUGAUCGAAAGAGCAUUGUUACUAGAACAAGGUCCCUUUCUGGAAAAGUGCCUGGCUAUGUACCAGAAACAGUUCCAGAAGAAACAGGCCUGGAUAACGAACCUUCAAGCAUAACCACAACUGAAAAUUUAGGGCCCAGUUUCUGUCUGUCAGAAGGAAAACCCAUGGAAUUGAGCAGAGCAUUGCCUGCAAAGCCAAGGCACUUCGUUUUAUAUCCUCGAUCUUAUUCAGUAGAGGGCAGAGAUAUUGCUGUCUCUGUAUAUGGAGAAAAUGAUAAUUCUAUCAUGGAUUAUAAUAGAAUAAACAGGACAGAUGACCUCUCUUUGCCAUGCGUAAUUGCUUCCUCAGGUAGCUUUUCUCAGAGAAAUCAUCUCCCAUCCAGUGGGCUUUCUACUCCAUCCUCGGUUGUUGAUAUCCCACCUCCUUUUGAAUUGGCCUGUAUCACGAAGAAGCCCAUCACAAAAAGUUCACCAUCACUUUUGAUAGAGACGGAAUCCCCUGAUAAGUACUGCAAGAAAAAGAAGUCCUCUUUUAAAAAGUUUCUCACCUUAAAGUUCAAGAAGAAGACUGAAAAUAAAGUCCAUGUGGAUGUUCACAUUUCUUCGUCAAGGUCCUCCUCAGAGUCUAGUUACCAUGGACCUUCUAGAGUCAUGGAACUGGAUAGAAGGAGCCUGAGCAGUUCUCCUCAGCUCAUAUCACGGACUGGAAAGCUGAAGGCUUCUGAGUCUCCAACUGUUCUCUUCUACAAGGACGGCAAAAGGAAAGGAACACCCAAAACCUUUAGCAGAAGUGUGUCAAGGGUGGAAUCUUUUGAGGACCGUUCAAGACCCCCUUUCAUGCCUCUUCCUUUAACUAAGCCUAGGUCUAUUUCAUUCCCUAAUGCUGACACUUCAGACUAUGAAAAUAUCCCAGCACUGAACUCUGAUUAUGAAAAUAUACAAAUUCCUCCACGAAGGCCUGCAAGGGCUGGAACUUUUACGGAAUUUUUCGAAGAUCCCAGCAGGGCAUUAUCUGCAGCAAACGAGAAUGAUGGUUAUGUGGAUAUGAGCAGUUUUACAGCCUUUGAGAACAAUAAGCAGCAACCUACCAACCAGGAAACAGAAAGUGCCUACACAGAACCUUACAAGGUGUGCCCCAUCUCUAUGAUUCCUCUUGAAGAUGUCACAUCGGAUGAAGAACAGAAAAGCUCUGGAGAUGAAGACAGCAGUCAAGGGGAUCCCAGCCUCAUCCACAAGAAAGAGGGACAAUCCAGAGCUCACCUUAUUGCCCAGGACCUUCUGUCUUCAGAGAAAGUGUAUGUGGAGAUGCUCCAGUUGCUACAUAGGGAUUUCCAUGAAGCUGUCUUAAAAGUGCUAGGAAACAAGAAUGACAGUAACCAUGAAGAAGCAAAACUCAAGGAAGGAUUGAAUGAGAUCCCAGAGAUCUACAAUCUGCAUCAAGAAAUAUUGGAAGAACUGGAAGAAAAGGUUCUCAAUUGGGAAGAACAUCAGAAAGUGGCUGAAGUUUUCCUCUCCAGGGAAUCGCGGUUUCAUCACCAUACAGCUUACAUCAUGCACUUUGAUAGGACCUUGGCUUUGCUGGAUGAAGCUCGUCUUAAAUCUUCCCAGCUGGAUAUUGUCAUCCGAGAGUUUGAGCAGUUUCGUGAUGGCAAUAUCUUGAAUGUGAAACAUCAGCUCUUGAAAGUGGUGGAGCGUGUAUUCCAGUACCAUGUGCUACUCACAGAUUACUUGAAUAACCUUUGCCCUGAUUCUGCUGAAUAUGAAGACACACAAGCUGCCUUACUCAUUGUUACUGAAGUUGCAGACCAAGCCAAUGAUAGCAUGCACCAAGGGGAAAACUUGCAGAGGCUGGUACAUAUCGAGCAUAGUGUCAAGGGGCAGAGCAACCUCCUCCAACCAGGAAGGAUGUUUCUCAAAGAAGGAACGUUGAUGAAAGUGUCUGGGAAAAACAGACAUCCUCGACAUUUGUUCUUGAUGAAUGAUGUUCUGCUGUAUACAUUUCCACAGAAGGAUGGGAAAUACCGCCUCAAGAACACAUUGGCUGUGUCUGGCAUGAGGGUUAGCCGUCCAGUGACAGAAAAAGCCCAAAAUGUCCUGAAGAUUGAAUAUGCUGAAAAUUGCCUAAUCUUAUCAGCAAGCUCAUGCUCUGAAAGGGAUGAAUGGUAUAACUGUAUCAGCAGAAGCAUCCCCGAUGACUACAGGGCUCACAGUGCAGCUGGAUUUCACAACAAUGUUGAACUGAGAGAAAGACUAGGAAUUUCCUUAGGAGAGAGGCCUCCAACCUUGGUACCUGUGUCUCACGUCAUGAUGUGCAUGAACUGUGGCUGUGACUUUAAGCUCACACUGAGGCGUCAUCAUUGCCAUGCAUGCGGAAAGAUUGUUUGCCGAAAUUGUUCCAGAAAUAAGUAUCCUUUGAAGUAUCUCAAAGACCGACUAGCAAAAGUUUGUGAUGGCUGCUACACAGAACUGAAGAGGAGAGGUGAGUCCUCUCCAUCCCUUCAUUUAAAGCAGCGGCCAAUGAGCAUGAGCUUCCCUACAAGUUCAUCCAGGUUAUCAAGUGGUGCCUUCUCUUCUGUCUUCCACAAUAUCCACUACACAUCUUUCAAAAGACAAAAGAAAAUUCCCUCAGCUCUUUUGGAGGUAGCAGCUUCAGGAGAGGGUUCUUCUAUCAGUGGCUAUCUCAGCAGAUGCAAGCGGGGGAAAAGGCACUGGAAGAAGCUGUGGUUUGUUAUCAAAGGCAAAGUACUCUACACCUAUACAACCAAUGAGGAUAAAGUCGCCACAGAGAGCAUGCCUUUGCUGGGUUUCACAAUAGCCCCAGAAAAGGAUGACAGGAAUACGGAUGCAGUUUUCCACCUUUACCACAAGCAAACUCUGUUUUAUAGCUUCCGAGCAGAGGAUAACAAUUCAGCACAGAGAUGGAUUGAAGCUAUGGAGGAAGCUUCUGUAUUAUAGCAUUAUCUAAGAGGACUGUGAACACAUAUAUAUUUGCAACAGCACUCUUCUAUUGGAAGAAACAAUGUAUAUAAACCAAUACUGGAAGAGACUUUGUACAAGACUUUUUUUUGCUUUUGUCCAGCUUAUUUCUUGCAGGUGGAAACUUCUUUAAAAAGGAGUAUUUAUGGCCCUUUUCUAUUUCUGCAAGUUCAUCCUUCAUCAUACUUUACACCUCUGUAUUACAGCUGCAUCAUAUUUUGAAGAUCUAGAAUCAGUGUUUGUAUUUGCCCCCUAAAAUAUGCUUUUUAGUGUACUAUCGAUUAUUUUAUCUCCGUCAUGGAAACAGUUUCAAUUUCUUCUUGCCUACAGAGACCUGGGCUGACAUACCACUAUUUUGUUUACAUUGCUCAGGUGAAGUUAUGCUGUCCCUGUUUGAGCUGCUGCCACAGCAAAUGUUUUUAAAAAUAAACCAGUAAAUUACAAGAAUCCAAUAUAGUAACUCAACACCAAUUUUUACUUUCCUACCAAAUUAAUGCACUGCAAAAUCCAAUCAAUUUCUUAUGCUUAUGAUGAUGCCUCAGUGUCUACCCCAAAGGAUAUUGAUUAAAAACCUUGGCAUAACCUGUUCAGAA
This is a messenger RNA of Anolis carolinensis (green anole), 5857 nucleotides long. RefSeq names its product FYVE, RhoGEF and PH domain containing 5 (gene fgd5). Gene Ontology annotation, molecular function: metal ion binding; guanyl-nucleotide exchange factor activity. Gene Ontology annotation, cellular component: cytoplasm. The record is from RefSeq and is a predicted model, not a curated record. The coding region runs from base 396 to 5243 and encodes 1615 amino acids. NCBI's taxonomy places the organism in Eukaryota, Metazoa, Chordata, Lepidosauria, Squamata, Anolidae. The transcript has 21 exons.